Rotaria sp. Silwood2 is the source of this 771-nucleotide messenger RNA. Lineage: Eukaryota; Metazoa; Rotifera; Eurotatoria; Philodinida; Philodinidae. The record is from the annotation of a GenBank genome assembly.
AUGAACUUCGAACGUUACAAAUAUGAAAACAAAUCUUUUAAUAAAAAUGACAAAUACAAUAUUCGUUCAACUUUGGAAAGAUCGUCUUCUCAAACUUCAAUACAUAGAACGAAAGAGUUAACUACUCAAUUUGAUCGUCGAUUAUGUUCAUAUGAAUUACUUUGUAGAGAAUUUAUUUCAAGUCUUUCUUGGCCUAAAAUAUAUUUUAAUAAUCUUUAUGAUCGUUGUUAUUGUUCUCGAUGUUAUUCAGAAAAAAAAUGUGAUUCAUAUUUAAUUGCUAAUUCUCCAUAUGUUAUUCCACGUGGUUGGGUUCGUUUUGGUUUACAUGUCGAUAAUGUAAAAGCACAAGUUGAAGAUAUAUGGAAAACAUGGCAUAAUACUUAUCAUGGUACAAAUAUUGAUUCAGCUCUAUCGAUUAUAAAACAUGGACAAUUUCUUUUAAAAGGUGAUACAUUUGAAAAUGGUAAUCAGUUGAAUUGUAGAUGUCCUUACUUAUAUACAUCACCAACAAUAAAAUAUUCAGCAAGAGAUGCUUAUGCGAGACCAAUUGAUUUUGUUGCUUCCAAUGAUGACCGUUUUAUAGCUAAAAUCGUACUACAAUGUAAACAAAAACCUGGUACAUACAAAAUACAAGGAGCUACUGGUAAUGCUCGACAUGAAGCAAAAAUUUGUAAUAUUAUUCCAAAGGAUAAGAUUGAAUAUUAUACUGAUAUUCGUGCUUCCGUUAUACCUUAUGGCAUUCUGGUACGACUAAUUCCAGUUGACGCAUAG